This is a messenger RNA of Alternaria metachromatica, 4458 nucleotides long. RefSeq lists its product as uncharacterized. The transcript is spliced from 4 exons. Gene Ontology annotation, molecular function: ubiquitin-protein transferase activity. The record is from RefSeq and is a predicted model, not a curated record. Gene Ontology annotation, biological process: protein ubiquitination. Lineage: Eukaryota; Fungi; Ascomycota; Dothideomycetes; Pleosporales; Pleosporaceae. Bases 1 to 4458 code for a protein of 1485 amino acids.
AUGCUGGAUAUCGAAGACCUUUUGUCUGACGUCUUACCCAACCCCGAAGAGAUUGUAUACGCAAUCAUCGAUACUCACGAUAAGAAGCCCGCUUCAUCGCUUCCAUCGGAGCUGGCCACGUCUGGCGAAAAAGACAGGACAAUACGCGUUCGCGUCAUCACCCCAGAGUUGGCUCAUUCCAAUUUCGAAGAGAUUCCCAUGUCGAUCGACGAAAGCGCUGUCCCCAACGUCAACGGAACUGGGGAUUACGAUGCUCUUCGUACAGCCAUCGUAGUCCAUUCCAACAACAUCGUCGUCGCUAUCCCAGUAAAGGAUAUGAAACUCAGCACCAUUCAGCAAGCGACGAACUCGUACAUGAUAGACACCCUGCACCAAGAUCUCACCGGAAAGGUCAUCAACACUGUCGGUGGCAUCGUGGACGCGAGCGAUCAAUCUGACGGGGAUAAAAACUAUCUCAAAGCUCCAGUGAUGGCUAUCUGCUCGUGGCGAUGCCGUUCGCGCAGUACCCUUGAACACGCUGAAGACGAGGUUACUCAACGAACCCUAGUUCUCGACGUGCACACAUCCGAAUGCCCUAUAAACAUCACCGCACAUAACGCUGAACUCACCAUCGAAGCCGCUGGACUGGAAGAUUGCGCUAUCAACGGUGUGCUCAAUAUUUACGCCGUGCAGCGAUGGACGCUGGGUCGGAAUGAGAGCCUCGGUCGAGGUAAGGCCGCUAUCUUCAAGAAGUCAGAGGCCUGGAAACACCGCAUCGGUCUGACCGAGCGCGGACUUGCCAGUCUUCUGUCGACAUUGCGUAUAUUCACCGAACUCGUUGGAGGCAUGGAGUUGAGAAGAGAGGAUGCAGUUCUGAGGGUAGUCCACCUCCUGACACAGUUUCCUCCUGCUGUUCGAGCUGUACGCAUCCUAACGCGCGGCGAGACCCCCAAAUUUCCAGAACGUGCCGCGUUGACACAGUGCCUAUACGAGAUCCUGAAGAAGGUCGUCCCACUGCUAACGGUCCGUUCUGACACCAAGCGAUUCUUCGAAGGAUCUCGUCUUUUGUUCGGUCUCAUACUGGAGAAAGCGAAACAGCUGAAGAUCACCAAGCAAGAUUCUAGGCUACCUUACGUUGGCAUGAAAGUUUACGACCUGCGAAACUUCAUUACCUCGCAACCCGUCUUAUCGGAGGCUGUGCAGACUACCAACGGUCUCGCCAGUGCUGGUUUCUACGAAGCAUUCAAGGAACAAGGACUUCUUAGAUGGACGAAUGAGAACGCCUCAAAGAAGGUACUGGCACCCGAUCCGGUUUGGGACCGGAUUGCUAAACUGUCAGGCGGUACCAGGGUACAAGUCUUAGUGUUCAACCUCGAUGCCAUCAGGACCAACACUCGCUAUAUGGACGGCGGCGACAUCGGUAAAGUCAUCUCACCUGCAGAGUGGACAGAUCUCACAUAUCUGGCCAAUCUCUGUAGUCGCAACGGACUGAGCGUCGCACCCCCGGCAAGUCUAGCUUCCGUUUCGGCUCCUGUCUUGACCCUGGAUAGAGAUGGCUUCCUUGCUGCAUAUUUGGGUCGUGCGGGCUGCGCAGAGGCUGGUAAAGACAUGCUCAUCGCCCGGCCAUCAAGCGCACACGAAGAAGAGGUAGUGGAUGUUUCGAUCAUCACUCGGUUGUUAGAGCCAAUCCUUGCCCAACGUAAGGCUGAUGGAACACUCGUCUUUGAGGCGUACGGCGAUCACCAUCGCAAGCUGACGGACCCGGAAGAGCUGACGAUGAUAUGCGUGGACCUCAGCUACAGUAUGAAUGACCGUUGUGGCUUCAUCGACAUACAACGCAGUGAAGACGCCGACGAGGAGACCCAGCGACAGAUACAGUCUGCUGAGCACGCGGCUCAAACUCUGCUUCCGGAGAACCCUGCUUUCUUUCUGGCCGGUCCCGAUGAACUGAAAGAGUAUCUGAGGUCCCACGAGUCGUACGAUGACUUCCUUGCCAUCAUUGGCACGGGUACAGACGAUUACCAUCGCCGUCAGAACGCCGAGAAGGUGCUGGACGUCCUUACGCAACUCCACGAUCAACAAAUCCAUGCUGAACGGGAAAAUUUGGAGAAGCUUAGAGAACAAGCCAGCCGAUCUUCCUUCCGCAGCCAGUCAACAUUGAUUGAUCGCGACAUAAACGUUCUCAAUAACCGGUCUCUCCGUCUGAAGAAGUACAGAAGCCUACUUUGUGCCUGGCUGAUGACUUGUGUGGGUAAUGCAUCUGUAUCGGAUCCGUUGUUGUGGAAGCCAGGCGAGGAAGUUCCAAAGAUCUACCAAGAUCUCCCUAGGAAAGUUACGACUUGUCCCAAGUUUGAGAUACCGCGAGAGUAUUGCUGCCCGAUUAGCAACGAUAUAAUGCAGGAUCCCGUGACUACCGUGGACAACUUCACUUACGAGCGCGGAGAAAUCGAACGAUGGCUUCGUACUAAUGAGCGUUCGCCAUUCACCAACCUGGUUCUUCCCAGCAACGACCUGCGACCCAACGUGGAACUACAGGAACGAAUCGUCGCGUAUCUAAAUGGCUCAGAUAUUCUGUCUAAGUACGCUAUACAUGGCGCGAGAGCAAGUGCCCCAUCGCAGACACUUCGCGUUACUCUCAGAUCACCUUUGGAGACACGCUCGAUGGAUGUACCACGCGAUCUGAAAUCUGUAGAAUUGUGGGAAAUUGCAUUCCGGCUAACCAAAGGCCGAUAUGCAAGCUACGAGCUACGACAUCAAAAUGCUCAAGUUCCGACCACCGAAGAACCCGUCGCGGCUAUGAUCGACACUGCGCAUGAGGUCUUCGUUACGCCAACAGCCCCGAUGUCUUCGACCAAGGAAAGAGACGUGGAGGAACUGUGCCUUGUCAAGAUCUACCGCGGUGGUCUUCAUGAAAGCCCUGUAGUAUCUUAUUGGGUGCCAAAAAUGACUACGCAAUCUCUAGCAUCAACGGUAUUCCGAUAUUAUCGCCAGAGGUUCACGGAGCGGUCGACAUCUCUCGUUGAAGAGCCUUUUGUCUUCUGGACCAGAAUGCAGGAAGCUGGUGAUUGUUGGUACAACGGUAUCCCUGUUCACGAACAUUGGACACCGAUUUCAUCGUAUUUCAAUACCCGAGACUCGAGAGGUAGAGUGUCUCACGAGAGCUGCUUGUCACUAUCCCCACAAGAAGACACUCGUGAUAGAAACGAAUUAGAACGUCCGCAUGUGUUCAAACUAUGCCUGAAGGAUGCUUCAAGCGCGCCCAGCAAGCGCGUUAGGCUCAGCCGUCUUGAUGUUCUGAAACAGAUGUUCGAUGCCUACAUCAAUCGACUACUUGCAUACAACUACCAGACACGCAUCGGCCUGGUCACUUUCAGCACCACGCCUUCUUUGCUACAACCUAUCACCCAUUCUGUUGAGAGUUUCCGUCAUAAGCUCAACGACAUGCGGGCUACUGGUGAUACGGCCGUCUGGGACAGUAUUUUACUUGCGCAAGAUCAACUCCAAGAGUACGCGAAACAGUACCCGAAUGCGAGAUUGAGAAUCGUUGUCAUCUCUGAUGGCGAAGACAACAAAUCCAACAACCGGGCUCAUGAACUGCCUUCGGGCCUUUUCCGAAAAGGUAUCGUCGUGGACUCUUUCUGCUUGGGCACCGAUGCCGAUCACACUGAUCUCAAGACAAUAUCCUACUUGACCGGCGGCUACGCGUUCCAACCAGAGAGUCUUGAAGACGCUGUGGCGAUCUGUGAAAUGGAGCCUGUCCUUUCCCUCUUGGAGCGUCCAGACAAGUCGCCGGCGAGGUCUGUGCGUCAUACUUCGUUUAUGGCGAACCCAAGCACUUACCAAUUCCGUCUUGCCCAAGACAUGGGUAAAGUCGAAAAGGUUAGUCGCGACGAAUUUCCAGACCGUAAGCAACACCCGCAGCUCACUGAAUCUUUUGUCGAGCUUGGCCACUUCAGCAGGAGCGCUUCAGUCACUCGUACCGACAACAAUGUGCGCCUGAGCAGGAUUCACAACGAAAUUCGCAACUCAGGCGCAAAGCCGCACCCGCACUACGACGUCUACGUGUGCGAGUCGAACAUGGGGCUCUGGAAGAUUGCUAUGCAAGGGCCACCUGAUAGUACCUAUGCUGGUGGAACUUUUCUUCUCUACCUGGAGAUGGGCAACAACUAUCCGAGGUCGCCGCCAGAAGCACGCUUCAUCACACCCAUCUACCACCCAAACAUCAACCGUCAUGGACGCAUCUGUCAUUCGAUCUUGGACCGCAAUUGGACGCUGGAUACUUCUACCAAGGAUGUUAUCGAUACCAUCUACUCACUACUGCUCGUGCCUGAGUUCAGCGAUCCUAUCAAUGCCGUCGUCACGCUCGACUACCAUUGGGAUGAGAUUCAGUUCAAAGAAGAAGCGCAGAAGCAUCUCGAGGAGCACGCAAGCAUGACUAGGGAGGAUUAUCGUGACGAGAUCGUGGGUGUUAGGUUUUAG